This is a messenger RNA of Varanus komodoensis (Komodo dragon), 301 nucleotides long. RefSeq names its product regulatory subunit of type II PKA R-subunit domain containing 1 (gene RIIAD1). Bases 1 to 282 code for a protein of 93 amino acids. Lineage: Eukaryota; Metazoa; Chordata; Lepidosauria; Squamata; Varanidae. The transcript is spliced from 4 exons. The record is from RefSeq and is a predicted model, not a curated record.
AUGGUUGACGUGGGGUCAGGCUUGGAGAGCCUGGAUGUUGGCUCCCUCCACGCACAGCAGCAAGAGAAGCUCCUGGAAUUCAAGAUAAACACCAGGAUCGCAAAUGAAAAAUACCUACGUUCCCACAAGGAAGUGCAGCUACUUCUAUCAGGAUUUCUCAGAGAAGUCCUGAUGCAAAGACCAGAAAAUAUACGAGAGUUUGCUGCAGACUAUUUUACCAAUCCAGAACUCCCCAAGAAGAUUCAGCAUCAGAUGAUGGAGGAAAGGAACAAGGCCCUGUAAUGGAGUCACCUUGCCGCUG